CGCUACCGUUACAUACUAGUACGUAGUAAUACAUCUACCAAGGUGGAUACAUGCCAAGCGAAAGCAAAUCCACACGUCACCAGCAUGCCGAUAUCGACGACGACGACGAUCGGAGCGAUGCAAAAGCCGUCGCCGCAUCUGCUUCUUCUUCCGAAGCCAAGUCGAAUCCCCCCACGAUUGUCGACCGCGUGAUCGCCUUCUUUUUCGAAAACGAAGACUUUUGCCGCGUGUUUGAACGGUUUGCCGACAACCACUGCGAUAUCUUUGACGACAAAGCCGACGAAAUGCACCUCGAGUACACGGACAUUUACACGCAAUUCACGGCCUUGUUCGAGUCCAAGAUUGAAGCGUUCAUUGAGAGCCAAGGGUCGACCGUGGACGAGUUUUAUGCCCUUGUGAAGAAGGCCCAUGACCACAAUCCCCACGGGACGAUCGCCAUCUACUCGCGCAUGCUAGUGGCCACGACGGACUUCGAUGUGUUUGUCGUCAUGAUGAAGCAGGCCAAGCAAGCCAAAGUUUCCGACGCCAAACUCGACUCCAAAUAACUACUACUAGGUAGUUAGUAUACGUAUAGUAAAGACCACAACACCAGCAAUUGUCAUUCGAAUA
Molecule: messenger RNA, 609 nt
Organism: Aphanomyces astaci
Lineage: Eukaryota; Oomycota; Saprolegniomycetes; Saprolegniales; Verrucalvaceae
Exons: 3
Coding region: 51-545 (164 amino acids)
Cellular component (GO): ciliary base; axoneme
Source: RefSeq, a predicted model, not a curated record